AUGCUGAGGUUCGACGGUGCCCUGGAUUCGCCACGAUCGGCUAGGUUUGGUCAGGGUUCUGGUGACAUUCUUUACGUCGAUUGUUUUGGAACAGAAGACAGCCUGGCAGACUGUUUCAGUGGAGUCGACUCUUCCUGUGGGCAUCACAGGGAUGCGGGCGCCGUGUGUUACUCAGGAGCCCACCCGAAUCCUAUGGAGGUUCGUCUGAUUGGUGGCGCCAACGAAGCUGAAGGCAGAGUAGAAGUACUGUACGAUGGACUAUGGGGAACUAUCUGUGACACUUGGUGGGAUCUGAGAGACGCGAGGGUGGUUUGUAGAAUGCUUGGGUUUAAUGGAGCAUUGGACGCACCGAGAUCUGCUAGGUUUGGUCAGGGCUCUGGUCGUAUUCUGCUAAAUCUUGUCGGCUGUGAUGGAUCAGAAGACAACCUGGCAGACUGUGCUCAUGCAGGGAUUGAACGUUACAUCUGCAGUCCUAGAAGAGAUGCUGGAGCCAUUUGCUACUCAGGAGUUCAUCUUGUCGGUGGAUCUAACGAUGCUGAAGGCAGAGUUGAGGUCAUGCAUGAAGGAUCCUGGGGAACUAUCUGUGAUGACUGGUGGGAUCUGAGAGAUGCGAGGGUGGUUUGUAGAAUGGCAGGGUUUGAUGGAGCCUUGGACGCACCGGGAUCUGCAAGGUUCGGUCAGGGCUCUGGUCGUAUUCUGCUAAAGUAUGUCAAUUGUGACGGAAAUGAAGACAACCUUGCAGACUGUGCUCAUCCAGGGAUUAGAGAUUAUACUUCAUGCGGUCAUACAAGGGAUGCAGGAGCCAUUUGCUACUCAGGAACCCAUCCAAAUCCAUUCCAAGUUCGUCUUGUCGGUGGGUCUAACGAUGCUGAAGGAAGAUUAGAGGUACUGAACGAUGGAUCCUGGGGAACUAUCUGUGACAACAGCUGGGAACUGAGAGACGCGAGUGUAGUUUGCAGAAUGAUGGGGUUUAAUGGAGCCUUGGACGCACCGACAACUGCUAGUUUUGGUCAGGGCUCUGGUCGUAUUCUGCUAAAUUAUGUCAGCUGUAAGGGAACUGAAGACAACCUGGCAGAAUGUGCUCAUGCAGGAAUUGGACGUUACUUAUGCAGUCAUACAAGGGAUGCAGGAGCCAUUUGCUACUCAGGAAAUCCAUUUAAAGUUCGUCUUGUCGGUGGGUCUGACGAUGCUGAAGGCAGAGUAGAGGUACUGUACGAUGGAUCCUGGGGAACCAUCUGUGAUUCGUGGUGGGACCUGAGAGACGCGAGGGUGGUUUGUAGAAUGCUGGGGUUUGACGGAGCCUUGGGCGCGCCAAGAUCUGCUAGGUUUGGUCAGGGCUCUGGUCGAAUUCUGCUUAAGAAUGUCAACUGUGAGGGAACAGAAGACAACCUAGCAGAGUGUGUUCAUGAAGGGAUUGGACGUCACUCAUGCAGUCAUACAAAGGAUGCAGGAGCCAUAUGCUACUCAGUUCGUCUUGUCGGUGGGUCUGACGAUGCUAAAGGCAGAGUAGAGGUACUGUACGAUGGAUCCUGGGAAACUAUCUGCGAUACUUGGUGGGAUCUGAGAGACGCGAAGGUGGUUUGUAGAAUGCUGGGGUUUGAUGGAGCCUUGGGCGCGCCAAGAUCUGCUAGGUUUGGUCAAGGAUCUGGUCGUGUUCUUCCAAGAAAUGUCAACUGUCAGGGAACAGAGGACAACCUGGCAGACUGUACUCAUGGCCAAUUGGGAUAUCAUACUUCAUGCGGACAUGCCAGGGAUGCAAGCGUAAUUUGUUUUUCUGGAGUUCGUCUUGUCGGUGGGUCUAACGAUGCUGAAGGCAGAGUAGAGGUCAUGCAUGAUGGAUCUUGGGGAACUAUCUGUGAUGUUGACUGGGAUCUAAGAGACGCGAGGGUGGUUUGCAUAAUGGCAGGGUUUGAUGGAGCCUUGGACGCACCGGGAUCUGCUAGGUUUGGUCAGGGCUCUGGUCGUAUUUUUCUCGCUAAUGUAGAUUGUGAGAGAACAGAUGACAACCUGGCAGACUGCGCUCAUGAAGGAGUUGGAGAUUAUACUUCAUGCGGACAUGCGAAAGAUGCAGGUGUCAUUUGUUAUUCCGGCGAUCCAUUUGAAGUUCGUCUUGUCGGUGGGUCUAACGACGCUGAAGGCAGAGUAGAGGUACUGUACGAUGGAUCCUGGGGAACUAUCUGUGAUGAUUUAUGGGAUCUGAGCGACGCGAGGGUGGUUUGUAGAAUGCGUGGGUUUGAUGGAGCCUCGGACGCACCGGGAUCUGCUAGGUUUGGUCAAGGAUCAGGAGAGCUACGUUAG
Molecule: messenger RNA, 2298 nt
Organism: Strongylocentrotus purpuratus (purple sea urchin)
Lineage: Eukaryota; Metazoa; Echinodermata; Echinoidea; Camarodonta; Strongylocentrotidae
Product: deleted in malignant brain tumors 1 protein-like
Exons: 9
Coding region: 1-2298 (765 amino acids)
Cellular component (GO): membrane
Source: RefSeq, a predicted model, not a curated record